This is a messenger RNA of Pogona vitticeps (central bearded dragon), 849 nucleotides long. NCBI's taxonomy places the organism in Eukaryota, Metazoa, Chordata, Lepidosauria, Squamata, Agamidae. The record is from RefSeq and is a predicted model, not a curated record.
AUGAUGGAAAGAAUAAGAAAAGAGAUGAUCUUGAUGGAAAGAGGGUUGCACAGCCCUGGCAAAAGGCUGGCGAAUUUGUCCGAUCCGGCCGGGAACGCCGUCCUGGAGGCCCUCGAAAAUUCGCCACACAGCGGCCGCCUCAGCCCCAGACUAACUUCCGCUUCUCUGCACAGCUCUAUAGGGGACAUUCCUGCCAAAGGCAAAUUCGAAAUAGACACCUUAUUCAACCUUCAGCACCAGAACAGCGAAAGCGCCGCCGCCGCCGCCUCGGAGCUGCCGCCUCCCGCCUCUGAAAGCAGGAAGAAAAUUAGCCAUUAUUCAGAAGUUGCUCAAGAGGCAGAUAUGAACAGCGAUGUGGAGGUGGGCUGCUCCGCGCUCCGCUCGCCCACCAGCUUGACUUCCUCCCAGCUGAAGGAAAACAAUAACAAAGGCUAUUCCGAAAGCAGCUCGACUCCCGGCACCACCACGUCGUCCUCCAGCUCCAGCUUAAGCAGCCUGCACGGCGGGAGCGCCUUGGGGAACUCCAGCUCGAGUGCGGAUCAAGUGCGGAGGUACCGCACCGCCUUCACCCGGGAACAGAUCGCCCGCCUGGAGAAGGAGUUCUACCGCGAGAACUAUGUCUCCCGGCCCCGGCGCUGCGAGUUGGCCGCGGCGCUCAACCUCCCGGAGACCACCAUCAAGGUAUGGGAAGCGAACCGGGGCGCCGGAGACGGAAGUGGGGGCUCCGACAAAGCAGCCGGGAGAGGGGCGGUGGGAAGAAAGCGAGGGAGGCUGAGGGUCCCUCCUCGCCGUCCCACCGGCUUUCGGGGCUCCCGAGUCCCGUCUGGUGAGAUCGCCCCUUCCAGCUGA